AUAGGAGAGUACACACCACAAAGGAAGUGGACUUAAGAUAAUUAAACUUGACAAAAAAUAACAAAAAAAGAAAAGCUUAUUUCAGUUUGAAAUUUUAAUUUUUUUUUUUUAAUUAAAUGACCGAUACCAACGAUCUCGUUGACUUGGCUCCACCAUUAAAAAAAAAAAAAAAAACCACAUAUAAGUUUAUCUUUUUGAGUAUAUUUAUUAUGAUGAUUGUUGGCAAAGAAAACUUAUAUAUUUUCUACGAGAGUAAGACAAACCACAAAUUUUUGAACCUCAAAGAGACGAUUUGUUUAUAUUUGAAGUCAUGAAAUAUGGGGUUUUGUUUAUGGUUUCUUGUGGUGUCAUGUUUCUUAUUCUAAGCCAUGUUGAAGGUAAUUUUUUUCUUAUUUUGUGUUAUCAAUUGUUUGUAUAUAUAUUUUCAUAGCCUAACUUUUUUGUGGUUGAUAACACAAUAGAAGCUGACGCCAUGAAAAAGUUUGGGUGCAACACUACACACCCAUUCCCUGGAAAAUGCGGAAAUAAUGGAAAGAGUUCUUGCGUAAGUGACAUGAAAAAGCUUCCUAGCGCGCCAAAAAAUCGUAAUAUACGUUGCGAAUGUUCUGACCGUCCAAGUUUAGCUUGGGGUAUGCCUGGCGAGCGUGUAUGUAGAUGUCAAUAUGACUGUUAAAAUUUAUAAUAUAUCCAUAACUAAAAGAA
Arabidopsis lyrata subsp. lyrata is the source of this 702-nucleotide messenger RNA. RefSeq names its product putative defensin-like protein 225. Lineage: Eukaryota; Viridiplantae; Streptophyta; Magnoliopsida; Brassicales; Brassicaceae. The record is from RefSeq and is a predicted model, not a curated record. The coding region runs from base 473 to 673 and encodes 66 amino acids. The transcript has a single exon. Gene Ontology annotation, biological process: signal transduction.